GCGGGCGACCGGGCAGGGAACGGUCUAAAUCUCAGAUUUCCCAGGUGAACCCGAGCCCAGCCACUUGUCUCCUACCAUCGGAGCCAUCCCUCGUCGGAUUGGGCCCCGAAUUCCUGACAGACCUACCGGACCCUGACUGACUGAAGGGCUCACUCUGACUGACACGCGCUGACAUCCAGGGUCAGGGACGACGUUCAUGCAUGGCGCAUGGCAGGAAGAGGGCAGAGAGAGGUGAACAUGCCCCACGCAGAGGGCAAGAAACAGGAGCCACUGCUGCUGGGGGAGAGCAGGGAGCAGCAGCCGGAUGAGGAGAGCCGCCAAGAAGAAGCAGGUCGGCGGUCAGCUAGAAGUCAGGUUUCUAGUCCUUCUGCCACCACUUCCAGUGCCAACCGUCAGCUGAUGCUAGAAGGGAAGUCAGGACCCUACUUUUCCUCUCUGGACUCCAGCAUCGACAUGCUAAAGAGAAGAGCCCAGGAACUGAUUGAAAACAUCAACGAGAGCAGGCAGAAGGACCACGCACUCAUGACCAACUUCAGGGACAGCCUUAAGAUCAAGGUUUCUGACCUGACAGAGAAGCUAGAGGAGAGGAUGUACCAGAUUUAUAAUCACCACAACAAGAUCAUUCAGGAGAAACUCCAAGAAUUCACCCAGAAAAUGGCAAAGAUCAGCAACCUGGAAACAGAGCUCAAACAAGCGUGUCACACAGUGGAGACUGUGUACAAAGACCUGUGUCUCCAGCCUGAGGCUACUACUCUGGAAGACCAGACCCACAAAGGUGGCAACUCCUGAUAACUACCGAGAUCAUCCCUUCUUAGUGACCACUGCCAAGAGAAGACUCAGAGGCCACAGUUCCUGCUAUAGUGAGAAAAUUUGUUUUCAGAGUUCUGCAAUACAUUUUGGUGGGGGAAAAAAAACAACCCAAAGUUUUAUACCACCCCAAAAUACUGUGAAUCUAGUCCCUACUAUAGGCCCAGCUUUGGUGCUCCCCAUACUUGGCCAACUUACUUUCCCUACCCCCAUCCCUGCAUAGUUGAUUAAACAUUUUGAUUUUCAACCCUACCAAGUUUCAUUCCCAUAAAGGCAGAGAUCUGGUGAGCUCUAGAAAGGAGUCAGAUCCUUUCUUAUCCACAGGGGAGACAGGAAAGCAAAUAUCAGACAAUGCCUCAACCAGCCUAUCUCCCAAUACCUCAUAUCCACUUCCCACGCCCUCUUGUCUGGGUUAUACUUUAUAGCCCUCAGCACAGUUUGCUUUUCCUCAGCUUCCAGAAGUCAAGGAAAGAUCACUGCCUCCCUUUCAUAGAGUAAAAAAAUUCUAUUUUCUUCUUAAAGUGCAGCUCUAAUCUAAUCCAUCUUCUUCACAAAACCACCUGAAAACCCCUGUGCUUGACCUUGAGGUUUUUCUGGAAUGUCCCAUUCUAAAUAGUACACAGAGCUUCUCCGUCUCCCUCAGGGCCUAAUGUGGUCCCACUUUCUUCCUAAGAGACAAGUACCUGCCUCCUCCCUGUAUUUCUGUGUGGCUCACACUGGAUUGUACACCUUUUUUUUUCUUUUUCAUUAUCUUUGUCCAUGUCUGUCUUCCUUUGAGGCCAGGUGUUCUGGGCCCCCUGCAAGUCUCAAAGAGCUGCCAGGGACAAACACCACAACCUAUAAAUAGUUGACCUUUUUUCUUAACUUAAAUAGGAGUGAUGAUUCCUGUAGGCACUUUGUCU
Talpa occidentalis (Iberian mole) is the source of this 1709-nucleotide messenger RNA. RefSeq names its product synaptonemal complex central element protein 2 (gene SYCE2). The transcript is spliced from 5 exons. NCBI's taxonomy places the organism in Eukaryota, Metazoa, Chordata, Mammalia, Eulipotyphla, Talpidae. Gene Ontology annotation, biological process: synaptonemal complex assembly. Gene Ontology annotation, cellular component: central element. Bases 208 to 789 code for a protein of 193 amino acids. The record is from RefSeq and is a predicted model, not a curated record.